Messenger RNA from Lottia gigantea (owl limpet), 1524 nucleotides. RefSeq lists its product as hypothetical. The record is from RefSeq and is a predicted model, not a curated record. NCBI's taxonomy places the organism in Eukaryota, Metazoa, Mollusca, Gastropoda, Lottiidae. The coding region runs from base 1 to 1524 and encodes 507 amino acids. The transcript is spliced from 2 exons.
AUGGCUGAAAAAACAGUCGAUCAGAGUAAAGCUGCACCUUCAAAAUCGCAGACGAACAAUCAGUCUGCUAGUGAUUCAGGAAUACAAGAAGAUGGCGAGUCAAAAGUAUCAAGUGAUGGUCAGAAAAUUCCAGGGGAUGCCAUUCCGAAGAAAAGAAGCACAUUUAAAAUUACGAGUGUCACCACGACACAUACGACUCCAAAUUCGAGGGGUGGAAGUGGCGACUUGACAGCUGACGUUGAUGGCGAUAGCAUUGACGAUUUGGAUGAAAGUCAUACAGAAGAUUUCAGUUCUGAUAUUUAUGAUGUUUCGAGAGCCACAGAUUUAGAUCAAGAUGUUCUCUUGACACCGGAGGAGGUCAUUGCUAAAGAGAAACCCAGUGACAACCAAUCACGUUUCAAAGUUGUGAAAAUUGAAACUAAGGAACCGUUUCGCAGGGGACGAUGGUACUGUCAUGAUUUUUUAGACCCUGAAAACAAAACUGAAAAACAAAGUGAGGAAAUUACUGUUCAUUCUGGCAAUUCUAGUGCUGGAAAUUCAGUGCAUUAUGUUCAUGGAGUUGAUGAUCCUUCAAAAAAUCCUUUGCUUGCAGGCGGAACUGGAACUGUCAAUACAUCGUCAGGAGGUUCUAAUGAAGGAUCGAUCCCUGGACAGACGGAGACGUUUGUACCCAUACAUCCUGCUCCGCACGCUAGUCAACCUGUACCCCAAGUAUCGCACAUGCAAUCGCAACGACAGUCAACACCUGGGUUGCCAGGUAACGACACCAGUAACCCGUCGCCAGUCCCUAGUAAUCUGCCAAGUGGUCAUCCUGUAUCAGGUGUGACGUCCGUGCAAUCGGGGGUUGGACAAAAUCCCCCUGGUCAUCAGAACUCUUCUCAAAAUUUACCUAAUAUAAAUGCUCAAAGUGUUCCUCACAUGCCUCAAAGCAUGACGAAAGCUGGAGAAGGCCAGAAUGUAGCUGGACAGACGGCUGGUCAUGGACAGACUGGAGCUAAUCCAGGACAAAGUGCUAUGCAAGGUUCACAUUACACUGACCCCAAAUCUUUCAAUUCUCAACAACCUUACAGUAUGACUAAUGUUCCUAUGCCAGGACAAGCUCCACAGUCUCUCGUCAAGCCUCUGAAUCAAGCUGGCGGUGCUCCGAAUGUCGACUCUGGAGCUCCGCAGAGCCAGUCAGCCAUGACGUCAAAUGUACCCGUCACUACUAAACAACCAGCAGGACAGUCCACAAAUCUGUCUGCUCCUAAAAGCCAGUCGUCAGUUCCCGGUACCAUAAGUAGCGGCAAUUUAUCAGGAAUGCAAGGACAAGAUAAACCGAACGAAAGCAGAGGCAUUGCUUCUUCGACGCCUCGUAGAGCUUCAAUGGUGGAAGGAAUGCGCAUGACAGAAGAACUACAGAAUUUAGUCAAUGACCAUCCUGGAAUUCCGGAACUAUUAUCAGCUGUCAGUGGAAGAGAAAGCCCUGCCAAGGAGUUGAAAGAGGAGUCUGAAAGAAGAUCUUUAGUUCAGAUGGGUCAUUAA